Molecule: messenger RNA, 1518 nt
Organism: Schizosaccharomyces osmophilus
Lineage: Eukaryota; Fungi; Ascomycota; Schizosaccharomycetes; Schizosaccharomycetales; Schizosaccharomycetaceae
Gene: mcb1
Product: MCM binding protein-like protein Mcb1
Exons: 2
Coding region: 1-1518 (505 amino acids)
Biological process (GO): DNA-templated DNA replication
Molecular function (GO): chromatin binding
Source: RefSeq, a predicted model, not a curated record
AUGGUAGCCCAAUUAUCCGAAGUUUUUUUAAAAGACCCACAAUCGUUUCUUCAAAAGAUUCAAGAUGCGUCUCUGUCAAAUCCAGGUAAACCGGAUCUUCAAGGCAGUUUAGGGAUUGAGGAGGCGGUUUCCGAUUUAUUUUUAAAUAAAGAUGAAUUAGAAAAAAUCCCAAAUUUUGCCAGUUGUAAUCCUAACGAGCUAAGAUCCGGGCAAUUGCUUAGAUUACAAGGAAUGAUUCAAGAUACAAACUUUGGACAUGAGUUUUUUGCAGGAGCAAUCAAAAUGAACGAUCAAUAUUGGCGAGGAUGUCGCUACAUUCUCAGUUGCAGUGAAGAUGAAUCCUAUGUGGAUGAGAACAAAAUGGUGCUUGACGAACGAUACUCUUUGUUUUUAACUAAUAUUCCUGGCGAGCUGAAAUCCAACAAAGUAGAUUCCUUGGAUUCAGAAGAAGAGAAUGAGCCGUAUAAAGAUCUGAUCAUGAAGUAUUCCAAUAGAACACUGGGAAAGGAAGAUUUUGGCUUUUGCGUAAAAUGCUAUGGUGGAAUGGAAACUCGACUUCGUGUUUGUCAAGCUGUCGACAUGCUUGGUAUGUACGAGGAGCCAAGCGAAUAUUCUGAUGGGCUUCCAAUUCUUCAUUUAAUUACAUUUGAAGAUUUCAGGCAACCUUCUUCCAUCACGUAUCCAUCUGAGGAAGAAGCUGAACAUCUACGGUCAAAGCUGCUUACUCAAUUCAACAAAAUAUUAGGAGAUAAUGUGGCAUCCGAGUCGUUGCUGCUUUGUUUACUCUCCAACGUCGUUCAUAGGGCAGACAGCUUUAUUGUUGGGUCUUUUAAUUUAAACUUGACGAAUUGCACACCAGAGCGUGCGUCAAGGAUAAUAAGCCUUUUAAAAUAUUUGACAAAAAGAACUGUUGUACAAAAAGUAGACAUCAAUGAACUAAACAGGGAGCCACUAUAUCCCCGAAGUGAUGGGGACACUCUAUCGAUCGGUCGUUUGCAAUUGACACCAGGAACGUUAUUGAUUUUAGAUGAGACAGAACUUUCGAGCGGCACCUUGAAUGAUACAGGCGUUCGUAACGUCGCAUUUUUAUCCUUUCUCCUUUCUCAACAAGAGAUUACGUUUGCCUAUCCCUUUAGUAGUUACAACAUACAGACGGAUGUAAGGAUUAUUGUCCUGAGUCAUGGAAAGUCGAUCUUGCCUGUAAAUGCUGUCUACACAAGCAAAUUCGACGAGGCGUUAAUGUCAAGCGAGACAUCACUAUCAUCAGACGAUUUGGAAGGAUUAUCGAAUUAUCUCAACCUGUGGACCCGCGCUACCGACAUACCAACGGAUAUGUUAGAGUUCAUUCAAUCCAAUUAUGUCCAUUCGAGGCGAAGUGGUCUUCAGACAAAUGAAAAAGUACUUUCUAUUGAAAUCAACUGCUCUCGUCUCUAUGCAAAAAGUUUAGCCAGCAAUUUGGUCUCGAGACAGCAUUUUGAACAAGCAUCCAGCUUAGUUGAACAAUGGACAAUUCCCUAA